This is a messenger RNA of Ipomoea nil (Japanese morning glory), 1692 nucleotides long. RefSeq names its product homeobox-leucine zipper protein ATHB-6-like. Gene Ontology annotation, cellular component: nucleus. Bases 335 to 1243 code for a protein of 302 amino acids. The transcript has 3 exons. The record is from RefSeq and is a predicted model, not a curated record. Gene Ontology annotation, biological process: positive regulation of DNA-templated transcription. NCBI's taxonomy places the organism in Eukaryota, Viridiplantae, Streptophyta, Magnoliopsida, Solanales, Convolvulaceae. Gene Ontology annotation, molecular function: DNA-binding transcription factor activity, RNA polymerase II-specific; sequence-specific DNA binding.
UGAACUGGUUUUACUCAUCUCUCUCCUCUCCCUCUCUCUCUCUCUCUCUGUUUUUCAAAACCAUUAUUCUUCAAUAUCAAUACUCUCCAGAGUGUAGAAUGAAAGAGUGUGGGUGGGUUUCAUUUCUUGUAAUUUGCUUCUGUUUUUCAUGAGUUGUGAGGUGGAUGAAGUAGCAUUGUUAUUAUUAAGACUUAAAAAUGGAGUCUUUCUGCUCAAACAAGAGGGAAAAGGCUUUCAUAAUUCCAAGAACCAAAAACCAUAUAUAAUCUAAACAAAGGGUGCUCCGAUCUGAACUCUUGAAAGUGUUUUUGAUUGAGUUUUUUACCCAGCAGCCAUGAAGAGAUCACUGGGCAGCUCUGAUUCCCUGGGCGCUCUCAUGUCCAUCUGUCCACCCACUACAGAUGAUCCCAGUCAAGGGAACAGCAGCCAUGUGUACGCGGGGGAGUUUCAGUCGAUGUUGGAAGGGCUUGACGAGGAAGACGGCGGCGGCGGCCGUGUGGCGGAGAAGAAGCGGCGGUUGAGUGUGGAGCAAGUGAAGGCUUUGGAGAAGAAUUUUGAGGUGGAGAACAAGCUGGAGCCGGAGAGGAAGGUGAAGUUGGCCCAGGAGCUUGGGCUGCAGCCUAGACAGGUGGCGGUGUGGUUCCAGAACCGCCGCGCACGGUGGAAGACCAAACAGCUGGAGAGAGACUACGGCGUGCUCAAAGCCAACUAUGAUAGCCUCAAGCACAACUAUGAAUCUCUGCAGCUUGACAAGGAAUCACUCCUCAAACAAAUUCGCGACCUGAAAACAAAACUAAACGGAGAAAUGAAGGAGGAGGACAAGGAUGCAAAGCCAAACUCCGAUGAAAUAGAGCUGAAUUUUGAGGCGGCGGCCGCCGCCGCCGCCGCCGCCGUUCCGGCGGAUUUCAAAGACGGGUCAUCGGACAGCGAUUCCAGCGUGAUCCUGAACGAGGAAACCAGCAGCUACCACUCCUCGGAGGCGUUCUUGAUAUCCCACGAACCCUUCCCGGACUGCUUCAAAUUGUCGGAGCAUUUUAAGCCGGCGACGGCCGUUCUCGCCGACGCCGCCGCCGUCCAUAAGCUGGCGUAUCCGCCGCUACAGCUCGUGAAAAUUGAGGAACAGUUCAGCAGCGAGGAAUCAUGCAGUACUCUGUUCUCCGACGAACAAGCUCCUACUCUCCCCUGGUACUGCCCUGAUCCUGAUCCCGAGAGCUGGAAUAACUGGAAAGAAGAUGAACAAUAAAAAAAACAUUGAAACGCCGUUUAGUUUCUUGAAACUCCGACGUGGCGCCGGCCGGGUGGAAUUUUUGUAUAGUAAUGUUAAGACUUAAGAUUAGUCUCUGUAUUGUAGAAAACGAAGAUGUUUCGCAUCUUGGCAUAAGAUUCAAGAAAUCUGAAGAGGUGAAAAAUAAAAUUUAAAAAAAAAAAUGGCGGAGUUGAAUGACGUAAGGGGUUGUGACGCGGUGGCGCGGCCGCACGGAGCACGGCGGAGACAGGAAGCGUGUGGGUAAGGGUAAAAAGGGGGCGGCUUUUGGAAGGGAUGAUUGGAUAGUAAUUUGAGAUGUCUCGCACGUUUGCCUUUCACUUUCACUUUUUACUGUCAAAACAUAAUAAAAAAAGCUUCAACAAAAAUAAAUAAAAAAAAAACCGUAAUAUUUUGGAAUUGUAGCUUUCCAAGGUUUCAACUUUCAA